Molecule: messenger RNA, 399 nt
Organism: Scheffersomyces amazonensis
Lineage: Eukaryota; Fungi; Ascomycota; Pichiomycetes; Serinales; Debaryomycetaceae
Exons: 1
Coding region: 1-399 (132 amino acids)
Source: RefSeq, a predicted model, not a curated record
AUGUCUGUGACUGUUAAUAAAUCUACAACUAUUCUCAGAUCAUCAUCAUCAAGAAUCACAACAUUGCUUCCAGAUCUACUACAUUAUUAUAGCUUCACCCACGCGAUGAAAGAAAAGACCAAUUGGUAUUUCUAUACCAUUUCUACAACUCUAAACUUCUUCUACAAUAUUCUUUGGAAUCUCUUCUUACUUUAUAUUCACAAUAUCGAUGGAUUCUCGUGUUUUGAUCCAUCUAUAGCAGUGCCGCUGGAUGCCAUCUUCACUGUUUUGCUUUUCUACUUAUCCUUUAAGGUGGACGCACUCCCUUUCCUUUUUUGUCUUAUUUUUUUCCCAUUUUCGUCAUUUCCUUUUUUGGAUUUUGUCAGUCUCACUCGGACAAUUUGUCUUUGUUUCUUUUAG